Ustilaginoidea virens is the source of this 2112-nucleotide messenger RNA. RefSeq lists its product as uncharacterized. The transcript has a single exon. The record is from RefSeq and is a predicted model, not a curated record. Gene Ontology annotation, biological process: ribosomal large subunit biogenesis; protein import into nucleus. Bases 1 to 2112 code for a protein of 703 amino acids. NCBI's taxonomy places the organism in Eukaryota, Fungi, Ascomycota, Sordariomycetes, Hypocreales, Clavicipitaceae.
AUGGGCAAGUCUCGUCGCAACCGAGCCGGCGCCUCUCAGCGCAGAGAUCCCAUCGCCAAACCCGUCAAGCCGCCGUCCGACCCAGAGCUCGCCGCGCUCCGGGAGACCAGCAUCUUGCCCGUCGUCAACAGCCUCAAGAACGCCGACCCCAAGUCCCGCACCGCCGCCGCCACCGCCGUCUCCAACCUGAUCCACGACUCCCGCUGUCGCAAGCUCCUCCUGCGCGAGCACAUUGUCCACACCGUCCUGACCCAGACCCUGACCGACGCCGCCCCCGAGAGCAGAGCCGCCGGCUGGGGCAUCCUGCGCGUCAUUGCCGAGCACGAGGAGCCCGACUUCUGCGUCCACCUGUACCGGUCCGACGUGCUGACGGCCGUCGAGCACGCUGUCAAGUCGGUGGGGGGGGCGCUCGCCUCCUCCUCCUCCUCCUCCUCCUCCGCGCACCCCGGCCCGGCGCAGCUGCCGCUCAAGGCCGAAAGGGCCCUGGUCGUCAGCGUCGCCGCGUCCCUGGUGGCCUUGCUGACGGCCCUGGCCGAAGCGACCGACGAGGCGCUGCAGGCCAUAUCGGCCAGCCGCGCCAUCACCGACUUUCUCUUCCGCCUCGUCGCGUGCGGCAGCCGGGCCGGGCCCGACGCCGCCGCCGCCGCCGCCGCCGGCCUGUCGAACCUGCGGGGCGACGCGCUCGCCUGCCUCAUGAUCCUGACCGAGGACAACCAGCCUCUGGCGCGGAGCGUCGUGUCUGACCCCGAGCGCUACCAGGCCUUGCUGGAAGUCAAGGACGAAGCCACGGGCGACGGCGUUUUGGCCUGCGCCACCCUUCACAACGUCUUUGCCGCGCUGGGAAGCCUCGGGGAUGCGCCGCACGUCCCCGGAGCCGACGACUCCUCGCUGAUACCGACCCUCGCAAAGGUGGUGGCGCGAGUUCAAGCCGGCCAGGGUGCUGCGGACCAAAGUGGCGGCGGCGGCGGCAGCGGCGGCGGUUGGUCCAGCGCGGUGGAGCAGCAGCAGCUGGCUCUGGAAACCCUGGCGUCUAUCGGAACUGCUCUGCUGCACGCUGAUGCAUCAUCCGCGACCCCAGCCGGGGAGUCCGAGACUGCGGAACCAAAGGCAGACGAGGACAUGGGAGACGCGGACGGCGAGGCCCCGGCGGCGUCGGAUGAUGACGCCUCGGACGCCGAGGACGACGACGAGGACGACGACGACGGCAUGGACCAGGAUGAGCUGGAUGCCGACAUGGACAUGGUCACCGGAGCAGACGACCCCCGCGACGAUGGCAACCUCGACGACAUGCCCGUCCUCAAGGCGCUCCUGCAGACGGCCCUCCCGGAGCUCCUCCGCAUCGCCACCUUUCAGCCGGCCGACGACGACAGCCUGCGCCUGCAGGCACACGCCCUGUCCGCCCUCAACAACAUCGCCUGGUCCGUCUCCCUGGUCGACUUCUCGGACGACCUGAACGGCGGCAUCCAAAAGGCCUGGCUGCCCGUCGGCCACGCCCUCUGGGCGCGGGUCAUUGCGCCCACCCUGGCCAGCGACACCGCCGACAUCAGCCUCGCCACCACCGUCACCAGCCUCGCGUGGGCCGUCUCCCGCACCCUCGGCGGCCAGCUCCCCGCCCCCCUCGAGGCCGCCGACCCCCCCCACCGCAAGUUCAUCUCCCUGUACCAGGCCACCCGGCAGCUCCCGGAGGACACCGCCGCCGCCGCCGCCGCCGCCGCCGACCCCUUCCAGCGCCUCGGCGUCAAGUGCGUCGGCGUCCUCGGCCAGCUGGCCAUGCACCCUGCCCCCGCGCCGCGCAACCGCGAGAUCGGCGCCUUCCUCAUGGCCCUCCUCGCGGGGCUGCCGGACACGCCCGCCCCGGACGCCGUCGAGGCCCUCAUGCAGGUGUACGACGUGUACGGCGACGAGCAGCUCCCCUGCGACAGGGACGUCUUCUGGCGCGACGGCUUCCUCGACCGCCUGGAGGCUGCGGCGCCAAGGGUGCGGGCCAUGGUCAAGGGCGUCGACGGGAAGACGCAGCCCGAGCUGAAGGCCAGGGCCGCGGAAGCGCUGCUGAACCUGGAGCGGUUCGUGGCCUACAAGAAGAAGAACCGGCCUCGGGAAGACGGGUCAUGA